UAUAUAAUAUCCCUAUACAUUAGACAAACGACAAAUAGUCCGAGCUAGAGAAGUUUGUCUUGAUGAGAAAUGGAAGCUCAAAUUCUGUUUCUCUAUUUCUCACUCCUCGUUCUCUCUCUAAAUUUCUUAUUUCAGUAUAUCAAACCAAGGCUAAGCCGCGUGUUCCAGCCUUCUCUUGAAACUCAAGCCAAGGCCGCCAUUUUAUCAAGAAAAGAAGUAGCCGAGUUUCUUGAUUCUCCCAUUGUGGAAGUAGUAGAAGAUGAAGAUAUAUACACAACUUCUAGUUCCACGUUCGAUUUUGAUCCAUACAUGACGAGUAAAGCCGAUGCAGUGAACAAAGCUCUAGAAGAAGCCAUACCUGUCGGGGAGCCACUCAAGAUCCACGAAGCCAUGCGUUACUCGGUUCUUGCAGCCGGUAAACGUGUAAGGCCUAUUCUCUGCCUCGCUUCUUGUGAGCUAGUAGGCGGCGAAGAAAACGCCGCGAUGCCAGCGGCUUGUGCGGUUGAGAUGAUCCACACCAUGUCUCUUAUCAAAGACGACUUGCCUUGUAUGGACAAUGACGAUCUGCGUCGUGGGAAGCCCACCACUCACAAAGCCUAUGGCGAAGGAGUCGCCAUUCUCUCCGGAGGAGCUCUCUUGUCUCUUGCGUUUGAGCACAUGACAACGGCGGAGAUAUCCUCGGAUAGAAUGGUUUGGGCGGUCAGGGAACUGGCUAGGUCCAUUGGAACUAGAGGGUUAGUCGCGGGACAAGCCAAGGACAUAAGUAGUGAAGGUUUGGAGUUGAACGACGUCGGUUUAGAGCAUUUGGAGUUUAUCCAUGUACACAAAACUGCUGUUUUGUUGGAAACUGCUGCGGUUCUUGGAGCCAUUAUUGGUGGUGGAUCUGAUGAAGAGAUUGAGAGUGUAAGAAAGUUUGCCAGGUGCAUUGGAUUGUUGUUUCAGGUGGUGGAUGAUAUUUUGGACGAGACCAAGUCGUCGGAGGAAUUGGGAAAAACCGCCGGAAAAGAUCAGCUACUGGGAAAGCUGACGUACCCCAAGCUGAUGGGGUUGGAGAAAUCCAAAGAAUUUGUUAAGAGAUUGACUAUAGAUGCACGUCAACAUCUUCAUGGGUUUACUACGGAGAAGGUGGCACCUUUAGUAGCUCUUACUAAUUUUAUUGCCAAUAGAAAUAAAUGAAAUGUUAUGUCUUUUAGAACUUUGAUUGUUUGUUUUGUUGUGUCGGGUUUAUGUAUACAUGCUAAAACAGUGUGCUUACUUUUAACUUUUAAGUGUAACCAUGUUUUUAUAUUUUUAUUUAAAAUUCAAAAAGGGAAAAACCGGAAAAAAAAAUCUAUUUGCCUCUUUUGUAUAUUAGAUAAUAAAGAACGGCUUUCUGAGA
Messenger RNA from Raphanus sativus (radish), 1378 nucleotides. Its product is annotated as heterodimeric geranylgeranyl pyrophosphate synthase large subunit 2. The coding region runs from base 70 to 1176 and encodes 368 amino acids. The record is from RefSeq and is a predicted model, not a curated record. Gene Ontology annotation, molecular function: geranylgeranyl diphosphate synthase activity. The transcript has a single exon. Gene Ontology annotation, biological process: isoprenoid biosynthetic process. Lineage: Eukaryota; Viridiplantae; Streptophyta; Magnoliopsida; Brassicales; Brassicaceae.